Molecule: messenger RNA, 1885 nt
Organism: Rhipicephalus sanguineus (brown dog tick)
Lineage: Eukaryota; Metazoa; Arthropoda; Arachnida; Ixodida; Ixodidae
Exons: 4
Coding region: 70-1188 (372 amino acids)
Biological process (GO): sensory perception of taste
Cellular component (GO): membrane
Source: RefSeq, a predicted model, not a curated record
GUGUCUUCAAGGAGCGCCCAUCAGAAAAGAAGCACGGAAGGUUCGGCGGUUUUCCGCGCCGUCCAGCUCAUGAUGUUGACCAGUGAGAUCGCCGGCUGUCCUUUCGUGCGCAGGACGAAAAGCUUACCUUGGGCAAUAAGCCUGCUUCGACUCGUCUACUUCCUCGCCUGCGCGACUUUAUUCUCCUGCCUCCUGUUGACUUACAUCAUCAUCCGUGUCUGGUUCGACAAGCCGGCCGACCAGAUUACCAUAGUCACCCAAGCGGGCAAUUACAUGGUCGUCUACUGCCAGGCAGUCGUCAGCUUCCUCAACAUGCUCCUCAGGCGCGAUCUGCUGGCCGACAUCGUCCUCUCGGCAGCCAAGCUUGAACCGAAGCUCGAAUUGGACGCCAAGGCCUCUGGCCGCCGCCUUUGGAAGAUCUCGCUGCUCUGCCUUCUCUUCGCGCUGGCCGACGGGCUCAAGCUGUUCGCGGGCCACAGCGGCCACAUAUCGGUGGCGUCCUUCCUCCUCGAAGGCCACAGCGAGCACCUGGUGCGGCUCUUCUGGCCCACGUACAUCGCCAGCUGCUUCCUCCUCUCCGUGUGGUACAACAUGUUCUUCUGGCAGAUCGUGUGCUUCUCCAGCCUGUUUCGCGAGUACCUGGCCGCGCUGGCAUGCCGGCUCGAAGACAGUGCGAAGCGCGUUGAUGACGAAAAGUGCCUGGCCGCCGAGAACGUGCGGGUGAACCUGGUCGAGCUGCAGAGGCUGUUGCGCAAGGUCGACGCGUUCGUCGGAGCGCAGGCGCUGUGCUACUACGCCGGCAGCGUGUUCUUCCUGUGUGGCAUGCUGUACAGGCUGGCCGUCUCCAGUCGCACGCUGGAAGAGAAGGCGUCCCGCUGGGGCUACACGGCAGCCAUGGGAAUGGGCGUCGUUCUAUCCACUGCUGCGGUAGGCAGCAUCAACAGCCAGGUGUCAAGAAUCGAGAGCAUCAUUCAAGCCACUAAGUUUGAGAAACUGUUGGAUGCAGCCACACACAGGCUGCACAUAUUGCUAUUAACUCUGGAAGAGCUGCAAGACAGCCUGACAGGCUGCGGAAUGUUCGUCAUCAACCUCCCACUGAUCGUGACCAUUGCUGGUGCAGCUGUCACGUACACCGUCGUGCUGGUUCAGACUAAUGAGAGCAUGGGAAACACUUGCCUAAAAUUGUAAUCUGCGCUGCUGCAUAGAGGAAGCAGUCACAACCAUGGUCACAACUGGAAAUACUACAUAAACAUGGGCGGCACCAAGUGACAAUUCACUAUUUCAUUCAAAACAAAGGCCCAUGACAGAAUAAGCAAUGAAUCGAGGUCCACUAAUACAUCAACAAUGAAUUGAUUGCCAUUCAAAAAUCUAAUAAAGCUCACCACACUAAGUGCACACAAAAAGAAAUUGCCCUUCCAAUGCAACGAUAUCGGACUACUUGCACAAUAUUAGUGUCAUUGCACAUGCUUACUGUGCAUAUAUGUCAUUGCACACAUUGUAAAUGCAUACAGUAAAGAUUGCAAUUACCUGCAAUUACGUGCACCUAUUCUUCAGUGAUCCCAAUCAAGUGGUGCUCAUCAGGAUCACAAUGCCGUGAACCGAUACGAAAGUGAUGAAAUAAAGUGAAAUAGAACCUGGCAUUAUGCCAGUCAGGGCUGUAACUAGAGGGGGUUAACUUUUUGGCUGUUACUAAAACACACACCAGUUGCGAAUGCUUUUAAAACUAAUUUAAAACAACUAGUUUAAAAGAGUUCACUAAAUUAGUAUACGUAAGUGCUGUGCUUUAUCCAUACACAAAAAUAAGCCACUAUAAAUCUUUCAACGUGGCAAACAUUCUACAUGAAACCCCCCCUUCUAAAUAAAUCCGUGGGAACGGCCUUGAUGC